Auanema sp. JU1783 is the source of this 555-nucleotide messenger RNA. The record is from the annotation of a GenBank genome assembly. NCBI's taxonomy places the organism in Eukaryota, Metazoa, Nematoda, Chromadorea, Rhabditida, Rhabditidae.
AUGAUGAAGCUAAACUGUAUUCCUAUUAUAUGUCUUCUAGCCAUCAUUCUGACUAUAAGCUCUGUUUACGGAGCUCCUUCUAGCAACCGUACCAGUCAUGUCGAAAUCCCAGAUAAUGCUAACAUAACUGGCAGCGGAUAUACUAUUAGUGCAUUUUCGCCUAAGAUCUUCGUCCGUACUAGCCAAUUCGAUUUGAAUUUUGAAUCAUGUGUUCAAUUCAAAUUCAAAUUGAGCGAAACGCGUGUCAAACUGCGUGCCUACACAUGUCAACUAUCAGAAGGAGGUUAUUGUGUUUUGGACAAAUUUGCUUUUCCUAGACAGAAAGAAGGAUGUUCAUACUUACGACCAUGGACACGCACUGAUGACAGCUUCUCGUUCUAUUUUGUGUUAGAACGUCGUGCUCGCAAAUAUCGGCCGGGCAAGAGACGUCAUGUAUCGAAGAGGACCAUUUCGAACAAGCCGUUUGCCAACUUUGAGAUUGACGGAAUCAUGCCUUGCAAUGAAGUGUGUGACGGUCUGCUGGACAAGAAAAAGAGGAAUCAAAUUCCCAAAUAA